This is a messenger RNA of Aspergillus luchuensis, 1164 nucleotides long. RefSeq names its product alpha/beta hydrolase. NCBI's taxonomy places the organism in Eukaryota, Fungi, Ascomycota, Eurotiomycetes, Eurotiales, Aspergillaceae. The coding region runs from base 1 to 1164 and encodes 387 amino acids. The record is from RefSeq and is a predicted model, not a curated record. The transcript is spliced from 2 exons.
AUGAAUCCAACUUUCUCCCUACCAGUUGAACUUCUGUAUCGCACGAUGCUCACUCGGCUCAGUCUAUACCUCCUGGCUCUGUUCUCUCCCGCCAGUGGCGAUAGCAACCACCAACGAACUUAUUUUUACGUUGGGGGAAACUACUCGGUCACUGAGAAUGGCGAGCAUGUAUACACUAACCAGAUCUAUGUCGAGAAGUUGACGCCCGUACAAGUGACUCAGCCAUAUCCGAUUGUGUUUGUCCAUGGCCAGGCUCAGACAGCCACAAACUGGUUGAACAAGCCAGACGGCCAGCCAGGAUGGGCAUCGUACUUCCUUGACAAGGGCUACGAAUGCUACCUGUUCGAUCAGCCGUUCCGCGGCCGCAGUCCCUGGCAAAUCUUCAACGGUAGACUGGAGACGUACUCGGCCGAACACCUGCAACGAUACUUCACCGCGCCUGAACGGUAUGGGCUAUGGCCACAAGCUUCCCUGCACACCCAGUGGCCUGGGACUGGGGUCAUGCAUGAUCCCAUCUUUGACUCCUACUACGCCGGUGCUGUGCCAUUUGUCAGUGAUAAUGUGCUGCAGCAAACUGCCAUGCGCGACGCGGGCGCCGCUCUGCUGGAUCAGAUUGGCCGGCCAGUUAUUCUGAUAGCUCAUUCGCAAGGCGGAAUCAUGGCAUGGCUACUGGCUGACCAACGGUCCGAUCUGGUUCACUCGAUUGUCUCCAUCGAGCCUGGUGGUCCACCGUUCAGCAACGCAAUGUUUGGAAAUAGUUCUGCUCGAGCAUACGGGCUGACGGACAUUCCUAUUGCGUACUCGCCGCCUGUGUCGGACCCGAGCACAGAUUUCUCCACCACCAUCUUGCCGUCCAACUCGUCAAUCCUAGCAGACUGCAUCAUUCAGGCGGAUGAUCCCCCUGCGCGGCAACUGGCGAAUCUGAGGGAUGUUCCCGUGCUCCUACUGACGACGGAAGCAUCAUACCAUGCGCAGUAUGACUGGUGCACGGUAGAAUUCUUGCAACAGGCCGGCGUACAGGCUGAACACUUGCAGUUGUCAGAUAUUGACAUCCAUGGUAAUGGCCAUAUGGUAUUCCUAGAGAAGAACAGUGAUGAGGUUGCGGCUGUUAUUCAUCGCCGGAUUGGACAGUCGGAUGACAUGGAUGGCAAAGCUGAGCUUUGA